Messenger RNA from Oncorhynchus gorbuscha (pink salmon), 2702 nucleotides. RefSeq names its product F-box protein 3 (gene fbxo3). Lineage: Eukaryota; Metazoa; Chordata; Actinopteri; Salmoniformes; Salmonidae. Gene Ontology annotation, molecular function: protein binding. The transcript is spliced from 11 exons. Bases 52 to 1413 code for a protein of 453 amino acids. The record is from RefSeq and is a predicted model, not a curated record.
CUCUGUCACAAUAGAUGGGGCGGGACUUGAAGCGAAACUCCAGGUUCCAAAAUGGCAGCGUCCAUGGAGCUAAGCUUGAACAAUUUACCCUCCGAUCCUUUGCUGUUAAUGUUAUCCUUUCUUGACUUUAGAGAUUUGAUCAGUUGCAGUUUUGUGAGUAGACGACUCAACGAGCUUUCCGGUCACAACCCAUUAUGGAAAGGCCUCUGUUUGAAACAUUGGCUCUUAACUGAGUCAGACAAAACUCAGAAGGUUCAAACCUGGAAGGAACUCUUCCGAGAGUUCUAUACUGACUUGGGUCGUUACAUUGAUCACUAUGGCACCCUGAAGAAAGCCUGGGAUGACCUGAAGAGAUACCUUGAUCAGCAGUGCCCCAGGAUGAUUGCCUCUCUCAAAGAGGGAGCAAAGGAGGAAGAGCUGGAUGGCAUUGAGGCCCAGAUUUGUUGCAAGCUUUCAAAUGACUAUCGGUGCUCAUACCGGAUACACAAUGGGCAGAAGCUGGUCGUUCCUGGGUUAAUGGGAAGUAUGGCCCUGUCUAACCACUACCGCUCAGAGGACCUGCUGGAUAUUGAAACGGCAGCAGGUGGCUUUCAGCAGCGCAAGGGCAUGAGGCAGUGUUUGCCCCUCACCUUCUGCUUCCACACAGGCCUCAGCCAAUACAUGGCCCUGGAGGGCACUGAGGGCCGCAGCCGCAGCGAGAUCUUCUACCACUGCCCGGAUCAAAUGGCACAAGAUCCAUCUGCAAUUGACAUGUUCAUCACAGGGUCCAGCUUUACUGAGUGGUUUACCUCAUACGUCCAUAAUGUGGUAACAGGAGAAUACCCCAUCAUCCGGGAUCAGAUCUUCAGGUACGUCCAUGAUAAACAGUGUGUUGCCACCACGGGGGAUAUUACUGUUUCAGUGUCUACCUCUUUCUUACCGGAGCUUAGCUCCGUGCAUCCUCCACAUUUCUUCUUCACCUAUCGGAUCAGGAUUGAAAUGGCAAAGGAUGCCCUCCCUGAGAAUGCUUGCCAACUGGACAGUCGUUAUUGGAAGAUCACCAAUGCUAAUGGCAACGUGGAGGAGGUCCGUGGGCCAGGCGUUGUUGGAGAGUUCCCGGUGAUGACUCCGGGUAAAGUACAUGAGUACGCCAGCUGCACGACCUUCUCUACUACCUCAGAGUACAUGGAAGGCCACUACACCUUCCACCGCCUCAAGAACAAAGAGGAGAUCUUCGACGUCUGCAUCCCCCGCUUUCACAUGGUUUGCCCUCCGUUCCGUGAGUCAAUUGUACGGUCGCAGGGAUCGGCAAGGGAUGUUUCAAGUGCAUCUUUUAACGAAGACAACUCGUCAGACACCGAUGACCAUAAUGAGGGUGAGCUUCGAGGCAUUAAUAUGGCAGCCCCAGGGGGACGAUGCCCACGCCACAUCUGAUACACUUUUCUCACCACAGGACUCAAUUAGGAAAGGGGCUAGGAAGGACUUUCACAGUUACAUAAGAGUAAAUUUUGUUUUUGUUUGUAAAGCUGUAUUUACCAUUGGCUGAUAGUCAUUGCCCUGUGUGAAUUUUUCCACCCCAGCUCGAUGAGAUACUACCACAGCCUCUGCAAUAUGCCCUCCCAUGUAAAUCCCAGAUCGCUCCAUUGUUUGUUUUCUUUUUUUUCAACAAUGGAGCGAUCUGGAACUGGACAUUGUCUAUUGAGAGCAGGGUUGUCACCUCUUUUUCAAUAGUAACAUUGUUCAUUCUCUAGCUGGCUGCCUAGUGCAUAGAGCUAAAGUGUAGAUUGGUCUAAAUCCUGAGUAUUCACUUUUUUCCUUGGCGUAUGUAGUGUGUGUGUGUAGUCAUAUUCCUUGUAUAAAAAGCCACAGCAUCUCUACAGGUCCACUGUGGAUGUAUUGUCAAUGCAUCAUCAAAAAUGACUUAUUUUUACAUUGCAGCUGUUUCUGCAGCAGUGUAAAAAAUGUGUAACUAUGAUGAUCUUAAUCAGAGAUGGUCACUGCCAGUGGUUUUCAAACCAACAAAAAAACAAGGAAUUAUAUGGAAACACACAACUCAUAAAAGCUGGGAUGUUUGCAUAUGCUAACAACAAUGACAAAGAGAAGCCCACAUCAAAGCUGUUGUGCUACAUUGGAUGCUGUCUGUAUAUCUAAUCGAUAUUCAGGAACAUGUUAAUGUGGGCUUGACUCUGUCAUGCAUUAUCUCUGUCAUGCAUUAAUGCAUAUCAUAUUUUAUUAAUUGCAAUGUGAUUAUGACUAUGAUCCUUUGAAAGUCUGCAGAAACAAACAACUGUUUAGUAAAGCAGCCAAUCAGUGUGCAGUUUCUCAUAGAAAUCUGAAUGUUUGAACAAUGAGCUACAGCAUCACACCCCUCUGUAUUUAUUUGGACAGUGAAGCUACAAUUAGUGAAUUUGGUUCUACUCCAGCAUUUUCAAUUUGACAUCAAGUGUUUUAUAUGAGGCAACAGUACAGAAUUUCACCUUUUUAUUUGAGAAUAUUUCUAUACAUAUCUGUUUUGCUGUUUACAAAUGAAUGCACUUUAUGUACAGUGCCUUCAGAAAAUAUUCCCACCCAUUUACUUUUUCCACAUUUUGUGUUACAGCCUGAAUUUUAAAAUUGAAUAAUUUGAGAUUUUGUGUCCCUGGCCUACACGUAAUACCACAAUGUCAAAAUUGAAUUAUGUUUUUAGAAAUGUUUACAAGUUAAUUAAAAAUGAAAAGCUGAAA